AUGGCGGAUGCUGACGAAGAUGUAAUGCCACGGGCAGGCGGAGGCGAGGACGUGGAUCUUUCAGAUGAAACGCAAGACUUUCGAUUCUUGACCUCAAUAUCGAAAGAGGAUGCCACGAUUCCCAAAAGAGGAGAAAAGGACUUUGAACCUCAUGCCACUGCACUUCAAUCUAACACAUUGGCUGCAUCGCGGCAGGCGAUGCACAAUGCUCUUUCUUAUCAACGAGUCCAUGCUCCGAAAGGAUACACCAUUGGAACAUAUCAUCCGGAAACUAAUAUGGCGUAUACCACGAGCCCUAGAGGACCGCUGUUCGCUAAGAUGGGCCAUGUGCGAUCUGCAAAGAAUGAUCCUCUUGGACAUGGCGAAGAUCCCCAACGAGGGCAGCGGAUUUGGCUUCUUCCCGAAGAAGUGUUAUACCUGCUCGAACGAGGAACCAUAGAUAUACGAUGGCCGGCUCUGGACGGAGACGAAGUCGGUCAAGGGCUUCCCAUGAGUCUACAAGGCGCAUACGCCAUGUUCCUUGGCGAUAGCGAAUUCCACAAUGAGAGUCUUACUUUUGAGCGAUACUCGGUCUAUUCAGGUUUGAAACGUAUGGGCUAUACGGUAUUGAGAGCACCGAGUUGGAACUCUGCAGGACCGCCUCCUGGAAUGGAAUGCUAUCCUAUGCCAGCGAGACGGACAUGGCAAGCAGGGUUGCUCGACGCGCUAUCAUUCUGGAAGAUAUUCUGGUUCUCGAAACCCGCAGACAACACCUCAAACCACCACACUGGACCUCUUGUUCAAAAUUCACUACAUCGUGAUUACAAUCAAAUCUUCCAACGCCUCGCACUCAUCAACUUCCACGAUCCAACCGCACAUUUCCAAACUGAAGACCCAAGCAAAGCACAUCCCGACUUUCGGAUCACAUACCACGUCUGGAAACCCGGCUCAACAACAUUUAAGAAAUCAGCUCCAGGAAUUCCAGACUUCAGAAUCGCAGUUAUCAAUGCUCGUGAGACAACACCUCCCACACUUGAACAAAUGGGUGCUCUCAUGGACUCGACACCCUAUGACCCACCGAAACCAGACGGCCACAUGCAUGCGAAAUUCAAGUAUGGGUAUAAGAAUGUUAUUUUUGCGAUCGUGGACCAAGGUGUAACAAGUUAUCUGCGGAUCGCAGAUGCUGCGUUUGGGCGAGAGAAAGUGUAUGAGCGGAGAGCACCCGCACGUGGUGGAAAGCGUGGUGGUGGGAGAGGCGGCAGAGGUGGCAGGGGGAGAGGAAACGGUCGGUGA
This is a messenger RNA of Ramularia collo-cygni, 1272 nucleotides long. RefSeq names its product related to tRNA-splicing endonuclease subunit. The coding region runs from base 1 to 1272 and encodes 423 amino acids. Gene Ontology annotation, cellular component: tRNA-intron endonuclease complex. Gene Ontology annotation, biological process: tRNA-type intron splice site recognition and cleavage. The transcript has 2 exons. Lineage: Eukaryota; Fungi; Ascomycota; Dothideomycetes; Mycosphaerellales; Mycosphaerellaceae. The record is from RefSeq and is a predicted model, not a curated record.